Messenger RNA from Salvia hispanica, 1622 nucleotides. Its product is annotated as 3-ketoacyl-CoA synthase 6-like. Gene Ontology annotation, molecular function: acyltransferase activity, transferring groups other than amino-acyl groups. Gene Ontology annotation, biological process: fatty acid biosynthetic process. Lineage: Eukaryota; Viridiplantae; Streptophyta; Magnoliopsida; Lamiales; Lamiaceae. The record is from RefSeq and is a predicted model, not a curated record. Gene Ontology annotation, cellular component: membrane.
UCAACCUCAAAUUCUUGCCACUUUCCACUCACCCACAAUCCCACAAGCAUGGCCAAAAUGAACAACAACAACAACAAGAUUCUACUAAACCACAUCUUCUCCAUUUUCAAAGAAACAAUAAACCUCUCAAUCCUUGCACUCCUCUUCUCCUUAGAAUCCAUAUUCAUCCUCCAAAAAUGGGGGCCAAUCUACCACACCCUCACCGCCCUAUCCUUCCUCCUCUUCACCAUUGCCAAACACCACCUCUCAAACCCUUCCCCACUCUACCUCGUCGACUUCUCAUGCCUCAAGCCCCCUAACCACUGCCGGGUGCCACGAUCCACCUACAUCGAACAUGUCAAAAUGCUCGACUUCUUAGACGAAGAGAGCGUCUCGUUCAUGGCCAAAGUCCUCAAACACUCCGGCCAGGGCGAGCAGACCUACCUCCCCCCGGCCAUCCACUUCAUCCCGCCAAAAUCAAGCCACCACGAAGCCACACAAGAGGUCCACAUGGCCCUCUUCCCCGUCCUCCAAGACCUCCUCUCCAAAACCAACACCUCCGCUACAGACAUCGACGUCCUCAUCGUCAACUGCAGCGGCUUCUGCCCCUCGCCUUCGCUGUCGUCCAUCGUGGUGAACAGAUUCGGCAUGAGGGAGGAUGUGAGGAGCUUCACCAUCAGUGGCAUGGGGUGCAGUGCAAGCGCGAUGGCGGUUGACAUGGCUGGGGACAUACUGAGGAGUCGUGGGGAAUCGAAUGCGGUGAUUCUGAGCACGGAGAUUCUGUCGACGGGGUGGUAUCCGGGGAGGGAUAGUGCGAUGCUGGUGCUGAAUUGCGUGUUUCGGAUGGGGGCGGCGGCGAUGCUUGUGAGCAACAAAAGGGAGGUGAGGAAAAGGGCCAAAUAUAGGCUGGUUUGCAGCGUGCGGACGCAGAGGGCGUUUGAUGAUAAGGGGUAUUAUUCGGCUUUUAGAGAUGAGGAUUCUGAUGGUUUUACUGGUGUUUGCCUCAACAGAGAUUUACUGCAGGUAGCCGGAGAAACCCUAAGAUCGAACAUAACAAUACUCGGAAGAAAACUCUUACCCUACACAGAAAUGAUCAUGUAUACAAUUUCCGUUAUGAAGAAGAAAUACAUUGACAAAUCGACGGAGAUCUACGUGCCCAAUUUCAAGAGCGUGGUGCAACAUUUUUGCCUACCGGUGUCGGGGAAGCCGCUGAUCAGGGAAAUAGGGAAGGGGUUGAAGCUUGGAGAAAGGGAAAUUGAAGCUGCAUUGAUGACAUUACAUAGAUUUGGGAACCAAUCUUCAUCUUCUUUGUGGUAUGAGCUUUGCUACAUUGAAGCAAAGGAAAGGGUUAAGAAAGGUGACAGGGUGUGGCAGUUGGGCAUGGGGAGUGGGCCCAAAUGCAAUAGUUUGGUAUGGGAAUGCAUUAGGCCCAUUGUUGGAGAGGCCCAAAGAGGAGUCUGGGCUGAUUGCAUAGUUAGCUACCCUAGAUAAGUUGAAUACAUCUUAGUCCAAUUUAGUAAUUUUUGGGGUCUUGAUAUAUGUCUAAAUUGAUGGAUUUGAUCUUCAUGUUUAUGUCCUACAUAUGUAGGUGUCUGUAAUCUGCCAACUGUAUUGUGCAAGGCUUUCUUUAGCUUUUUUGUUUA